GGAUUUUAUCUCCAUUGUAAUGUAAUAAAUAAAAAUAUAUUUUCAUUGUGAAGUAACAUUAUCUAGUAUUCUAGUCCAUUGUCUUGGUUCUACAGCAAGAACAUUCCAGAAGAAUAAGUUGUGAAUGCAGUACAAUAAUAUGAAUUCUGGAAGUUUUGUGCUUAAUGGCGGUCGGUACGUACAGGAACUCAGUUACACAUGCUUCCCAGUGAAACUGUAUCGUAUCGUGUCUAAUGAGAAGUAUCUUUCGCUAUGGUGGGCCGAAAGUGGAAGUCAUAUAGUUGUAGAUUUACCAAGAUUUGAGCAAGAGAUAUUGAGAAAUGACUCAGUUCCAGAAGCAGACGGUUUUAAAACAAUCACAUUCACCAGCUUUGUUCGCCAGCUAAACUUGUAUGGGUUUAGGAAGGUAGCAAUAACCAACGAUAGCCACGUGGACCCAAGAGAGUGGCAACGUUAUGCCCACACAUACUUUCUGCGGGGAAGACCAGAUUUACUCAACCAAAUUCGAAGACAACCGGGACCUAUGCACCGUAGACCAACCAUGCAACAGCAACCUUAUAUGAUCGAUGCCGUUGUCGCAUAUGAAGAGGCUAUAGAGCAAAGUUUUCUGGAUCGAGGCUUACGACCGUCCAGAAAAGGACCAAGACCCAAACUACAACAAUGCCCAACUUCGGCAAUGAAACUAACAAAACGACAUAAACGUUAUUUACAGCGAACACAAGGCCCGCCAGGCUAUAACUUUCCGUACCAAGUCAUACCAUUCAACAUGGGCGGUUAUUCAACUGUACAUGCAUAUUAUGCAUCAGCUGCACCACCACCAUACCACCCACAACAAAUGCAGCCAACUAUUAACACAGCGGGUGCAACGUGGAACGCAAUACCGAUCGAAAUGAUGCCUUCUACGUCGCAUUUUACACCGAUUAACGAAGCACCUGUUCGAUCUGUUAUACCUUCAGAACCAAAACAAAUGACAAUAGACCAAUGGCAGAAAGAGUUGAAUUUAGUUGGGACCCAACAGCAGUUUGACAAUACGGGAAACGAACCUUGUACUUCAAAUGCAGUUGGACUCAAUGGGGACCCAAAUCUAAUGCUUUCUGGGGACCCUUGCAUUCGACUGGAGACUGGUACGUCUGAGGCAAGAAACUUGGAUCAGCAAAUCGAACAAUUUGCUUACGGAAAAGGUGUUCAAAACCAAAGUAGUUCAACAGCGAUGGCGGCAAGUCAGUUCACUUCUGCGCUCAACGCUGCAGUUCUUGAUAGCGAUGACGUAGGCAUGACGUCAGGGGAGACUUACUGCAUGACUGAAGAUGUCGGAAAUUUAGCUUUGUGGGGCGACGAUACUAACUUACAUAGUAGCAGUAUGUUACCUGAGCAUAUGUUUGUGUGUUAAUUGUUCCGCAUUGUUAACUAUACAGGGGCUAGAAUUAAGUGUUCGUUUUCGUUAGCAUUGUGUUCGAAAUAAAAAAAA
Ciona intestinalis (vase tunicate) is the source of this 1468-nucleotide messenger RNA. RefSeq lists its product as uncharacterized. Gene Ontology annotation, biological process: regulation of DNA-templated transcription. The record is from RefSeq and is a predicted model, not a curated record. Lineage: Eukaryota; Metazoa; Chordata; Ascidiacea; Phlebobranchia; Cionidae. Gene Ontology annotation, molecular function: DNA-binding transcription factor activity; sequence-specific DNA binding.